Blastomyces gilchristii SLH14081 is the source of this 2314-nucleotide messenger RNA. RefSeq lists its product as uncharacterized. Lineage: Eukaryota; Fungi; Ascomycota; Eurotiomycetes; Onygenales; Ajellomycetaceae. The transcript is spliced from 5 exons. The record is from RefSeq and is a predicted model, not a curated record. The coding region runs from base 1180 to 1689 and encodes 169 amino acids. Gene Ontology annotation, cellular component: membrane.
UCCAGAUGCCAUGCCAUGCCGCUGCCGACCUUGCCGGGUUCUGACUUCUCGGAGGGCGAGAGACUUUGCUGCCCAAGCCCGGGUUUGGUUGUCACAAACAUCGUCCAGUAAAUAAUAACAUAGUUAUUAUUUAUCAUCCAUAUCACAGCCAUUAUUAGUUAUUAUUAAUCCAGCACAGCCAAUAACUCGCUGGACCCCGGGAUCAUGGCUGCCAUGAUUCAUCGUAAUGAUACAGAGUUCUGACGACGAGACUGCCGAACAUCCGUCAGCAAACGGGAGAUACAUCUUCUUGUGCUGAUAUCGAUAGUUAGUUUAUUAGCUACAUAACUGCUAACUACAGAUUGGUUUGGUGGCACAAAUUCCUCCCGUUCACCCCGUUCACCGCGUUCAUCCCGUUCAUCCCAUUCAUCCCAUUCAUCCAAAUCAUCAUAUGACGUGCCGCCACUGGAGCAGGAAUGUAUAAAUCGAAUAUGGCAGCAAUAAUAAGUUCAUCAAAACGUCAAACCAGCGUCAUAUCAGCCAAUCAACCCACAUACCAACAACCCCCAUCAGCCUUCCCACGCCGAACCCGGGUUGGCGCCCUCUGUGAAGCAAUUGAGCGAUUGUCCUGGACGCCGUCUCUGCGACAUGUCAAAUGUCCAAAAAGCGCAUUAUUGGGUUUCCCCGGCACACCCGGUUACGCAUCAAACCCUCUCCAGGGCCAUGUGAGCAACUUUUGUCACAUCCUUCGCCCGUCGCGGCCAAUGGGCGAUGGCAAAUCGGGCCUUUGCUUCCAAAUAGAAGCCCCCCGGCGCUCUAUGACGUGAUGGACUACAUUUCUUUUCGUCUUCUUCUGCUGCUGUUGCUGCUGCUGUGCUGCUGCUGCUGAUGCUGCGGGGGAAUUGAUUUAGGAGUUGUUCCCCUUCGUAAGAGAGGGUAUAAAGGGUUUGCUUUGCCUCCGUGGAACUUACAAACAGUCCCCUAUCUUCUAUUUUAUCUUUCUUCCACUUGAUUUACUUGUACCCAGACUCAGGAGAUACCCCCCUAUUCUCGCGGUGCGAGAGUAUAUUCAUACACAAGACGCCCCCCCGGUUUCGCUAUCAGAACAGUUUAUAUUUAUUUAUAUUCCAUAUUCCAUAUUCCUUUUAUCUAUAAAUCUUAUCAUCUAAUUUAAAGUAUUUCACACCUGCGCCGGCGACAAUGACUCUCGUCAAUACUGCUCUGCGCGGCGCCCUCUUUGCCACUCGCCUGCUACAAUGGUGCAGUGCAGUUAUCGUCAUGGGAAUCGUUGCCUAUUUUCUCAAUAAGGGUCCUAAGGGUGGACAUCUGAAGUACGAGAUUGUUAUCGCUGUACUAUCUGUCGCCUUCUUCAUACCAGGCCUGCUGUCGCCCUUCAUCCCCGUGAUUGGGAGCUUCGCAUUUCCUAUUGAUAUCAUAUUCUCCUAUCUGUGGUUGACAUCAUUCAUCUUCACUGCGCAAGACUACAACAAGCACGAUUGUGCAUUCAAUGCACCACCAGGCGGCCGAUGUUCUCUCAAAUACGCACUCGAGGCCUUUACUUUCCUAGCUUUCUUCGGCUGCCUUGCUGCCGCAAUGCUUGAAAUCUACAACCUCUGGACGUACCACAAGAAUCGCUCCCCAGCCACGCACCCUACCAAGGAAGUCCCCAGACAGUCGGCUGAGACUGGGGGUACGGCGGGGACCGUGUGAUUGAUUUUGAUUUGAUGUUCGAGAUCGAAACACGUGGGGAGGUGGUGACUUGAGGAGAGGAGAAUGAAGAUGAUGGUAAUUUUUGAGACGUCCAGGCGAUGUUGGGACCAUCACGGAAGAUGCGAGAUGCGAGAUGCGAGAUGCGACAUGACAUGAUUCUUAUGGUUUUUGAUCGAUAAUAAUAUGGCACUUAUCAGGCUGCGAGUGAGCGAUUGCGGCAGUAGUAACGCAGACAAAUGCAAAUUUUAUCUCCCCAUUUUUGUUUGUGCUGUUGUUGGGUUAUAUAUACCUCUCUUCUCAAGCUUUUGCCCACACUGUUCAAAUUCUGAGCUUGAUUGCUUCAACAUUUGCAGAGCGAACAAGGAGCCGACAGUAUUCGGGGGAAAAGUUGUAGUUGCUCUUAUCAAUGUUUGGCUUUGGUGACCUGUCAUUAUUCUUAUUAGUUAUUAUAUAUCCCCCCCGCCUCCGUCUUUUUUGAUUUAGUAAUAAUAGCUAAUAAUUAACCUGUUUAUCUUUUUCUACCCCUUUUUCUCGUAUUUUAUAACUUACUAGUGUUCCAAAGAUUGUAUUAAGUAAUCAAGAUCUUCUCAUCAAAGAUUGUAUGAAAUAGAGACUCACAUUAUUU